Molecule: messenger RNA, 1227 nt
Organism: Globicephala melas (long-finned pilot whale)
Lineage: Eukaryota; Metazoa; Chordata; Mammalia; Artiodactyla; Delphinidae
Gene: POU4F2
Product: POU class 4 homeobox 2
Biological process (GO): regulation of transcription by RNA polymerase II
Molecular function (GO): RNA polymerase II cis-regulatory region sequence-specific DNA binding; DNA-binding transcription factor activity, RNA polymerase II-specific
Source: RefSeq, a predicted model, not a curated record
AUGAUGAUGAUGUCCCUGAACAGCAAGCAGGCGUUCAGCAUGCCGCACGGCGGCAGCCUGCACGUGGAGCCCAAGUACUCGGCAUUACACAGCGCCUCGCCCGGGUCCUCUGCACCCGCGGCGCCCUCCGCCAGCUCUCCUAGCAGCUCGAGCAAUGCUGGCGGCGGUGGCGGCAGUGGCGGGGGCGGUGGAGGCCGGAGCAGCAGCUCCAGCAGCAGUGGCAGCGGCGGCGGCAGCGGCGGGGGCUCCGAGGCGAUGCGGAGAGCAUGUCUUCCAACCCCACCGAGCAAUAUAUUCGGCGGGCUGGAUGAGAGUCUGCUGGCCCGCGCCGAGGCUCUGGCGGCGGUGGACAUCGUCUCCCAGAACAAGAGCCACCACCAUCACCCGCCCCACCACAGCCCCUUCAAGCCGGACGCCACCUACCACACCAUGAAUGCCAUCCCGUGCACGUCGGCUGCCUCCUCUUCGUCGGUGCCCAUCUCGCACCCGUCCGCGCUGGCGGGCACGCACCACCACCACCACCACCACCACCAUCACCACCAUCAGCCUCAUCAGGCGCUUGAGGGCGAGUUGCUGGAGCACCUGAGUCCCGGGCUAGCGCUGGGUGCCAUGGCGGGCCCCGACGGCGCCGUGGUGUCCACUCCAGCACACGCGCCGCCCAUGGCUACCAUGAACCCCAUGCACCAAGCCGCUCUCAGCAUGGCCCACGCGCACGGGCUGCCCUCACACAUGGGCUGCAUGAGCGACGUGGACGCCGACCCCCGGGACCUGGAGGCGUUCGCCGAGCGCUUCAAGCAGCGACGCAUCAAGCUAGGGGUGACCCAGGCCGAUGUGGGCUCCGCGCUGGCCAACCUCAAGAUCCCCGGCGUGGGCUCGCUCAGCCAGAGCACCAUCUGCAGGUUCGAGUCCCUCACGUUGUCUCACAACAAUAUGAUCGCGCUCAAACCCAUCCUGCAAGCGUGGCUAGAGGAGGCGGAGAAGUCUCACCGCGAGAAGCUCACCAAGCCGGAGCUCUUCAACGGCGCGGAGAAGAAGCGCAAGCGCACGUCCAUCGCGGCGCCGGAGAAGCGCUCGCUCGAAGCCUACUUCGCCAUCCAGCCGCGGCCCUCUUCCGAGAAGAUCGCCGCCAUCGCUGAGAAGCUGGACCUUAAGAAGAACGUGGUGCGCGUCUGGUUCUGCAACCAGAGGCAGAAACAGAAAAGAAUGAAAUAUUCCGCGGGCAUUUAG